Messenger RNA from Aspergillus versicolor CBS 583.65, 1065 nucleotides. Its product is annotated as NAD(P)-dependent alcohol dehydrogenase. The transcript is spliced from 3 exons. NCBI's taxonomy places the organism in Eukaryota, Fungi, Ascomycota, Eurotiomycetes, Eurotiales, Aspergillaceae. Bases 1 to 1065 code for a protein of 354 amino acids. The record is from RefSeq and is a predicted model, not a curated record.
AUGCCAUUCACAACACAGGCCCUCGUCUCGCGAGAGGUAAACGUCGAGCCGAAGCUGGAGGAGAUCACCCUCGACCGGAUUCGCGCCGACGAGGUGCUCGUCGAGAUCCACGCGACCGGCAUCUGCCAUACAGACUUCUCCUGCAUGAACGGGACGCUCCCUGCCGUCGGCGACAAGGUCAAGCACGUCAACAAGAAUGACAAGGUCCUGCUCAGCUUCGACCACUGCGGCGCUUGCGGGCAGUGCGACCAAGGCCAUCCAGCCUACUGUGCCGAAUGGGUUCCUCGCAACUUUGGCCAGAAGCGACCGGACGGAAGCCUGACCAUCGCCGACUCGAACGGUAAGCAGUUACAUGGGUCCUUCUUCGGACAGAGCUCCUUUGCCCGGCACUCCAUCGUCAGCAGUAGCUCGGUCGUCAAGGUUCCCGCAGAGACACGGCUGGACCUGUUUUCGCCUCUGGGGUGUGGUAUCCAGACCGGUGCUGGGGCUAUCCUCAACACGCUGGACGUGCAGCCGGGCAAGUCGGUCGCCGUCUUCGGCGUGGGCUCGGUGGGAAUGAGUGCUGUCAUGGCAGCGAAGCUGAGAAACGCAAAGACGAUAAUUGCGGUUGAUCUCCAACCGCAGAGACUAGAGGCUGCGAAGAAGCUAGGCGCGACGCAUACCGUUGUCGGAUCCGAGAGCGAUGUCGUGGCCCAGAUCCAGAAGAUCUCUGGCAGCAAUGGCGUCGAUUACUCGGUCGACUGUGCCGGUAUCCCUCAGGUCGUCGAGAAAGCGCUGGACUGCCUUGGAACUCGCGGAAAGGCCGCCACUGUUGGUGCCCCGAGCCCUGGUGUGCGUGCUGGAGUGGACGUCUUUUCCCAUCUGGUCAUGGGCCGUCAGUAUCUGGGAUGCUGUGAGGGAGACAGUGAUACCCAGAAAUUCCUGCCAUACCUUAUUGAGCAACACGCCCAGGGGCAGUUCCCCCUGGACGAGAUGGUCACAUACUACCCCGUCAAUGAAUACCAGAGGGCGUUCAAGGAAGUUAAAGAAGGAAAGGCGCUGAAGGGGGUUCUCCUAUGGAAGUAG